Molecule: messenger RNA, 2989 nt
Organism: Solenopsis invicta (red fire ant)
Lineage: Eukaryota; Metazoa; Arthropoda; Insecta; Hymenoptera; Formicidae
Product: fibroblast growth factor 1
Exons: 4
Coding region: 1188-2147 (319 amino acids)
Biological process (GO): animal organ morphogenesis; positive regulation of protein phosphorylation; regulation of cell migration
Cellular component (GO): cytoplasm
Molecular function (GO): fibroblast growth factor receptor binding; growth factor activity
Source: RefSeq, a predicted model, not a curated record
CUCGCGGGCGUCUCGCGCCUCACGCCUCGCGCGAUCAUCAAGCUCGGUGGAUCGGAUCAAGCUCACGCGUGUGGACGAGAUAAGUAUCUCGAGUGUGUCGUGUGAUCGAAGAGAAUUAUAUUUUUCAUUCAAAGAAAUAAGAGUAUUGAAAUGAAUGAGCGAAUAAAAUUUCGCUGUGAAACGACCAUCGCAACUAGCUUCUACGACACCUCGAUACACAUAUCUUUUUUCUUCUUUUUAAUCGUUAACUAAUUUCGCAAGGAACUUGGCAUGGCGUACACGAUGUAUGUACGAAGUCAUGUGUGAAACGAUGUAACAUAUUUGUUGUCAUUGCGCUUGUUGCAAACGUAUUACAGUAACGAUAGCUGUAAGUAUUGUAAUUAGCGCGCUAGCGCACUGGCGCAUCCAAGUCUUCCUAUCGAAUUCAGUAAUUGCAGUCGACAAUCGUUACCGCAGCCUAAAUUAGUAAUAAUUUUUGUAUUCAUAAGUAAAUUUGCGCGCGACAUGUCUGUUUAGAAAAGACAGAAUAUACUCGAUCAGUUUAACGUUACUUUCGCGCAUAAAUGCAUGCGCGAUUUCCGCGAUGCGCAAUUAUUUUAUCGUACUCGUACAUACUCGUUGCGCACGGCCGCUAGUAGACCGAGAGACCUGCAUACCGUUAAAUCUCAAACGCUAUACACUACCGUUUAUUUUGCCUCGAAUGAGUAAUAUUUCACACGCCUGAGUAUUCCAACCGACAUUCGUGAAUAGAUUCAAAUUUCACCUACUAUCUCUUACACACUCUCGAUAAAUCUUUCGUGAGAACGAUGCUGCUGCGGGAAAAAGGAGCUCUUAGAGCUGAUUCCUCGAUUUUCUCGAGAAAUCGCAAAUUAAAAUAUUACAUGCAAUUUUUACACGAUAUAUUUUUGAUUGUGAGAUACAAUAGUAUUUAUAUACGAAACAUUGCCACAAAUCUUAAUUCUUAGUCCUUAGAAGUCGCCUUUUCAAAUAACGUGAAACGCAUCGCGCACCUCUCGUCAUCAUCUUAAUGAAGUUCAAAACGUAAUGUAACGUUCAACCAUUCGAACGAUCGAGCAUCGAUGUUAGUUUCCCAAUAAAAAUGUGCAGUUCAACAGCUCAUAAAACGUACGCUUCUGCGCGCAGAUUCAUAUAGCCAUACAAGUAUAUCUCGUAGCAUUUGGUCGCAAAUGCGCUGUCGCACUGUCGCACACGAUUCUUAUUUUCUACUUGUGACUACUAAUAGAGAGUGCCACGGAGAAUGCUGUUUUCGCGUUAGCGAAAUAAAUCGAAAUAAAUUACCACAGAGAUUUUUAGCGCUAGAUGCGCGAUGUGAAAAUGGAUUCGUGAAUUUAUGCAGCAGCAGCGCCCGCGCCGCGCGGAGAAACCAAGUGAAAAUGAGUUUGCGCUGGAUUCACGAAAAUCUAGAAGCGCCAACGUGCGACGAAGAGUGCAGCGAUAUCGACGACAGUUGCAGCGACGACAGCUAUGACACGGAAUUGUCCCUUUCGGAGAAGGAGGAGAGGGACGAGGACGUGACGACGGAAAACGGAAAAGUGCAGGGUAUCGCUCGCGGUGGCCUGCGGAAAAAGAGGGAAACCAGAAGACCAGCAGCAGCAGCCGCCCGCCCGACCUCGACCGUCACCUUCCACGGAAACGGCGGAACGCCACGCAACAUUGAACGUAAAUCCAAAUCACGCGAGUAUUCACCUUACGUAAUAUGGGAUCCUCGACAGCCGGCGAAAAAUCCUAUCUACAAUUGCCGAAUAAUUAAGCUGUACUGCCGUACCGGGUAUCAUCUGGCAAUUACGCCGUCAGGACGGGUCGAAGGAUUAUCCGAAAACGAGGACUCACACGCUCUGCUUCACGCGACACCGGUAUCUUUCGGCGUUAUCAGAAUACAAAGUAUCGAAACGAGACUCUACUUGGCAUUCAACGAGAAGGGACGCUUGUACGGAGAGAUAAAUAUGACUAAAGACAAUACCGAAUGGGAACAAUGGAGCAUUGGUUCCUACGAUGCGUUCCGAUCGCGUAAAUACGUGCGAUAUGGCUGGUGGAUAGGAGUAAAGAAAAAUGGACGCGCAAAACCCGGGCCGAAAACAUUUUGGGGACAAAAAGCGAUACAAUUUUCGGCUAUCCAACAGGAUUGAUCGACUAUUCUGAAAACUCUCGAGAUACGGAUGGACAAUUUAUGGGGCCCACAUUUCUUAUCCCUGAUAUUUGUUAACUUUUUUUAGAAAGAAUUUUAGGAUAACGAUGAGCGAGUGGAGCUUUAUAAGCAGAGGUGACGUCUCGCGACAAGAAAUAAGGAAAUCGUUUGGGCGAGCAACCAAAAAUCAUCGAAACAGUAACGUUUCACAAUAGAAUAUAAUGUUUAUUAUAACACUGUGUCACUCAACAAUGAGAUAAUUUAGGAAUGUGCAUUCCGCUUGUGCCCUCAAACUGAAACUCUAUCGCAGUUUCUCAUUUGUAGCAGAUACAUAUUUAUUACUACUGUUGUUAUCAUUAUUAUUAUUAUUAUUAUUAUUGUUAUUAUUACGUUGACGUCGGAUCAAUGCGCUUACAAGCGAGACGAUUGCAUGUGUAACUUGAAUCGUUUCGUAAAUAUCUAAAUUUAUUCGAUCAUCUUGCUUAAAACGUAUAAACAAUAAUGUACGAACAUCAGUUUUUCAUAAUAUGUCAAUUAUAGCGUAUUGCACAUAGUGUCUUAUACAUUAUUUUGUUUUGUACGUCUACAAACAAUGCGUAUAUAUUAAUAGAUUAAAAUUUUAAGACAAGAAUUUUCUAUUAAAAAGCGAAUAUCUCGACAAAAAAAUAUAUACAUAUAUAAAACAUUUUAAUAUUCAAAUGUGUGUAUUUUGUGUGUAAACUUUUGAAGCACAGAAAUGUGAAAAGUAAAUGUAUAAAAAAAGAGAUGAAUUGGUAAUUAUAUAUAAAACAUUUAUUAAUUAAAGUUAACGACGUUGUAUGUCAAAUAAAAAAUUAAAAAAUA